Paralichthys olivaceus (Japanese flounder) is the source of this 856-nucleotide messenger RNA. Its product is annotated as guanine nucleotide-binding protein G(I)/G(S)/G(O) subunit gamma-5. Gene Ontology annotation, biological process: G protein-coupled receptor signaling pathway. NCBI's taxonomy places the organism in Eukaryota, Metazoa, Chordata, Actinopteri, Pleuronectiformes, Paralichthyidae. Gene Ontology annotation, cellular component: heterotrimeric G-protein complex. Gene Ontology annotation, molecular function: G-protein beta-subunit binding. The record is from RefSeq and is a predicted model, not a curated record.
UGCUACCGCAGCCAGGGACUGAGGGGAGGAUGAGUGCGGCUGACGGCUCGAUCACUCUCCCUGCUCUUCUGGCUCAGUCAUGUCAAACAACAGCGCCCCUAACAGCAGUUUAGUCCUGGCCCAGAAGGCAGUGAAGCAGCUUCGUCUGGAGGCCAGUGUCAACAGGAUAAAGGUUUCUCAGGCCGCUGCAGAACUGAAGAACUUCUGUUUGCAAAAUGCCCACAAAGACCCUCUCCUGACUGGGGUGCCCUCCAGUGAUAACCCUUUCAGGCCUCCCAAGUCAUGUGUCCUCCUCUGAGGACUGUGAAGAAGUGAAAAAAACACUCUAACAGAUGCCUGAUCAUUCUGAUGUGGAUUUCCGUCAUGUGCCCCACUGCCUCUGAAGAUAAAGAAGACAAGACCAUGCACACACUCACUCGCACAAACACACACAGAAACAUUUUGUAAUGCAUUGUACCAAAUCUGUUAAGAUUUAUGUGUCUGUACAUUUAUAAAGCAAUUUACUUUUCAUGGUACACUAUGAUAACAUGUGCUUUAGUUCAUACAAGUCAACCAUGCUCUCUAAAACAAUGUGCAAUUUUAUGAUUCACCUUUAAAAGUUACCAUGUUUGCCAUCUGUGACUUGAAGGUGUAUUUGACAUGAAUGUUGUAUCUUAGUUUUGAACAAAUACCAACUGUUUUACCAAACCAAACUUCACUGAUGUAAACAACAGAGAAACAGGGUUAAAUGACACUUAUGUCUCUGACUUUCUGAUAUAAGUAGCACAUAAAUCAUCUCUUAAAUCUGACAAGAUGAAGAACUCUACCAAUCAAAUGCUGUACACUGGGAAGUAGAAUAAACUGAAACAGACUGAGA